AUGUUCCUACGCGCUGCACACGGCGCAACACAGGCAGUGGAGGGGGAGCCUGAGCAACUGGCGAAACAAGUUUGGCUCGUCUGUGCUGCGUUGAAGGGUGGAAAAGAUUCAGAGGGCCCAUCGAACUCCGCGGCUUCAGAAGGAAGUUAUGGCGAAGACGAGGAUCGGCAAACAAAGGAGGAAGAAGACCCUUACAUAAACAACGAGGAUGUCAAACGUAUUCUGGGAAGGGAAUCAUCCGGAGAAGGAGGCAGCCGCUGGAGCGAUGGAGCAAGCGGCCGUGAUGAGGGGAAGCCAGGAGAAGAAGGCGACUACAUGAGACCUGACGAAGUCAUGACUACUGCGGGGUUCCCCACCUGUGGGAGUCCUGCGGAAGGGCAGGCGCAGCUUUGCUCCCGUGGUUCAGUUGUACCCGAAGAAUACAGAUUAAGUUUGGCAAGCGCAGUUGUGAAGGAGUGCCUCAGCAGCUGCAUUUACGAAGAGGCACCUGCACUUUCUGGAGAGCCUGCUGUGCUUAGGAGCAUGCGUUUGCUCUUCUUCAUGAAUCGCUUCUGCCUGGAUAGCUGUGUUGCUUUCGAUGCCUUUAUCAACUCCCUCAUGUUACAAGCUGUCAGGGCGGCUUCUGCAGCGUGUCGUGUGGCGAUAAGAAGGGUUGUGGCACAAGUGCAGCUGAAGCGUUUUCGAGUCGUGCGAACAGCUGAUCUGCGACGCAGGCGGCUCGCGAGCGUGAGAAGUCUAGGCUUGGC
This is a messenger RNA of Eimeria acervulina, 746 nucleotides long. RefSeq lists its product as hypothetical. The record is from RefSeq and is a predicted model, not a curated record. The transcript is spliced from 6 exons. NCBI's taxonomy places the organism in Eukaryota, Apicomplexa, Conoidasida, Eucoccidiorida, Eimeriidae. The annotation marks the transcript as partial.